GUUAUUUUAAUAAUGCGAAUGAUACAUAACUAUUAGUUGCUAGAAAAUAUUUGAAUUUUCGUAACUAAUCUAUCAUUGACAUUGAAAUGUGUUGCAUAUAAAAAAAAUACAAAGUAUACUUAGCAUACUUUUGAAUAAAUGUUCACAGUCGUUUAUCAGUUUGUUAAUCGAGUGAGUGUUAAUGAUUGAUAAGCGUGAAAAUGUUUGUAUGCACAUUAAUAAAAGAUAGCACAAAUGACAUGUAUACGUGUCGGUGACAAAACUAACAAUUAAUAUUAUAAGCAAUAAGAAGGAAACACGUAUGAAGAAAUAUUAUUUCUAAGAUGUUUCGAUCGCAAAUGUCAUAAAAAUGUCGUUGUUGAUUUAAAGGUUUCAAGUAUAAUGGGUAUCGAUAGCAUGAGGGUCGGUGGAGGCAGAUGUUCACCUCUUUUAGUUGGAGGACUUUUAAUAGCGUGUUUAAUGCUUAUUUGCAACUGGUGGACUUUGUCGUCUGAAAAUUUUGAUUUAGUCCACCAAAUCGAUGAAUUAAGCGAGCAACUUAAAAUAAGCGCAGAAGAAAACGAUCAAUGCAUAACAUUACGCAGUAAAUUAGAGCAAAGAUAUAAACACAUAGAAGAUGAAGUAGCUUAUUUGCACGUAUCUUUAGAAAAACAAAAUGAGUUUAACAAAAAGCAGAAAAAAGAAUUUGAAAAUUCUAUAGCAAUAUGUAAAAGUGAAUUGGACUCAAAUAAAAUGGAUGUAAAAAGAAAAGAAAAUGAAAAACUUCAAGAAGAAUUGGACAAAGUCAAAGAUGAAAUGGAAAAAUUCAAACUUGCCUAUAAUGCCCCGAUUGAUAGUAUUAGAUCUGAUCCUACGUUAACACACUCUGCUGAUUUAGCUACAAGAAAGGUCAUUGAUGGUAGUCAGUUACGUCUUGUUCGGGACUCUGCUAUAAGAAUAUCUGUAGCUGGUCAGCGUGGUUUGAAGUACCAUCAAAUUCCAAUUCUACCAUCAGAUCCACCCGGUGCAGUGCGCUUAGCUCCUCGUCUUUCAGUAACAAUGUUAAAAGCUAAAAGAAAUUCACUGCUGGAAAGUAGCACAAUUGAAGAAAUGAGAAAUGACAAAACAGAGAAAAUUGAUAUAAGUAAUGAAGAAAACGAGGCAGCAAAAACUAUUUCGUAUGUAGAAAAGAGAAACAAUCAAUUGACGCAUUAAAUAUCUCUGUGAUAUAUUAUAUACUUAUUUACUGAAGUCUUGUCAAUUAAAGCAUAGGAAAUAAUGAUGAUGUAUAAUAUUUAAGAAAAUAAUAACAGAUUCAUUUUGAAAAUAAUGUUCGAAGCUUCUAAUAUUUGGUCUUAAUUAUGUUACAUAACAA
This is a messenger RNA of Polistes canadensis, 1354 nucleotides long. RefSeq lists its product as uncharacterized. NCBI's taxonomy places the organism in Eukaryota, Metazoa, Arthropoda, Insecta, Hymenoptera, Vespidae. The coding region runs from base 382 to 1194 and encodes 270 amino acids. The record is from RefSeq and is a predicted model, not a curated record. The transcript has 8 exons.